Olea europaea var. sylvestris is the source of this 1068-nucleotide messenger RNA. RefSeq lists its product as uncharacterized. The coding region runs from base 1 to 1068 and encodes 355 amino acids. Lineage: Eukaryota; Viridiplantae; Streptophyta; Magnoliopsida; Lamiales; Oleaceae. The record is from RefSeq and is a predicted model, not a curated record. The transcript has a single exon.
AUGUCCCUGUCUAAGACCCCACCGAAGUCAGUAACCGAGCUACUAAUUCGAGCUAAAACGUACAUUAAUAUGGAAGAAACCAUGGUCCCAAAAAGAGAAGUUUCCUCAUCAGGAAAGUCUGAUCAGAAAAGACCGCACGAGUCUAGUCUGAGACAAGAUGUACCUCGGGUCAAGCUGAGACAGGACCCCUCCUCAACCUCCUUUACCCGUUUGAACACCUUGAGGUCCAACAUUCUAAUGGAGAUCAAGGAUUCAAAGGAGCUGAAGUGGCCUCCCAGGUUGCGGUCUCCACUCGAUACUCGUGAUAAGAGUAAGUACUGUGAUUUCCAUAGAGAUCAUGGACAUGCAACGGAGGAUUGUUUCACUUUGAAGUGGGAGAUUGAAACUAUUAUAAAAAGGGGAUUUUUGGGCUCUUACAUUAGUAAUGACAAGCGCCCAAGAAAUUAUCAGAAUAGAGACAAGGACCCAGAGGGUCGGGGAAACAAGCAACCAACCGCAGGUAUUAUCGAUAUCAUUGUCGGAGGAAUAUCCUCGGGUGGAGAUUCGAGUAGCGAGCAUAAACAAUAUGCCAGGCAGCCUCCAGCCAUCUCAAAAUCAGACCUUAGUUCUACAGAGGACAUCACUCUUGGAACAGGGGACUUGGAUGGCAUAACAUUCUCUCAUGAUGAUGCUCUGGUCAUAUUGGUCAUCAUCGCCAACUUUGAAGUUAAGAGAACUCUGGUAGACAACGGAAGUGCGGCUAAUGUACUUUCUCAUGUAGCCUUUGUUCAAAUGGGGAUCUCAUCGGAACAACUUAGGCUGGUGAAAACGCCUCUCCAAGGGUUUGGAGGUGGGGUUAUCACCUCGGAAGAUAUCGUCGGGUUGCCUUUAACAUUAGGGACAGAAGGUAAACAAGUGACGCAAAUCACCACUUUCGAAGUUGUCCGUACUCCAAUGGCCUACAACGCCAUAUUGGGAAGACCACUGCUCAAUAGAAUUCGAGCUAUUGUCUCAACUUUCCACUUGGCUAUGAAGUUUCCUACGAGUAAUGGAAUCGGGAUAGUUCGAGGCAGCCAAAUAGUAGCAUGA